AUGGCUGAAAAUUCAAGUGAUCCGCACGAAGAGGACAGGAAUGCAGAGGAAACACAAGAAGUUGAAAUUGAGCCAGUAAACACCUCCGCGGAAUUAGGAGCGCUUCAGCAAUCACCACAGAUGGACGAGUCGGAUAUCGCUGAAAUGAGUAUGAUUGCUGCACAAAUCGAAGCUGCUGAAGAAUUUGACUUGACUUUUGAGACCGUGGACACCUCCGACAUGCAACCGGUAGAAGAAAGGCCAAAAAGUCGACGUCGUUCAAAAGAAGUCAGCCCGCUUCAUGUGAGCGAUCGGCAAGAGAUCGAAGAGUUUUUGGAGGAAGGAUUGAAUGAAUCAGCAGUAGGUUGCAAAACUGAAUGAGAAAGCGAACACUUCAGUAGCAGAAGCUCUCCUAGGCGAAUGGGGCAGCCCGAUGGUGAAUCCACAACGAUCUUCUCAGAGACUGCUGCACUCACUAGAGCGGCAGACUGUACUGAAGGAAGCGUUCGCUGCUUCUACACCGAAGAGUCGUCCACCGCUGAAGGAAAUGGCUCGCAUCCCAACAAACAAAAGGAAACGUCCC
This is a messenger RNA of Cylicocyclus nassatus, 562 nucleotides long. The record is from the annotation of a GenBank genome assembly. Lineage: Eukaryota; Metazoa; Nematoda; Chromadorea; Rhabditida; Strongylidae.